Heterocephalus glaber (naked mole-rat) is the source of this 2234-nucleotide messenger RNA. RefSeq names its product replication protein A1 (gene Rpa1). Gene Ontology annotation, biological process: DNA replication; DNA repair; DNA recombination. Gene Ontology annotation, molecular function: DNA binding. Gene Ontology annotation, cellular component: nucleus. The record is from RefSeq and is a predicted model, not a curated record. NCBI's taxonomy places the organism in Eukaryota, Metazoa, Chordata, Mammalia, Rodentia, Bathyergidae.
GACCGCCCCCCCCCCCCGGUAGUAAAGGUGGAUCAGUUGAAGAGCUCCAACGCGGGAGUUGGACUGCGGAGCCAUGGCUGGCCAGCUGAGCGAGGGAGCCAUUGCGGCCAUAAUGCAACAGGGGGAUACAUCGAUAAAACCUAUUCUCCAAGUCAUUAGCAUCCGCCCCAUUACUACAGGGAAUAGUCCACCCCGAUAUCGACUGCUUAUGAGUGAUGGAAUAAACACUCUAUCCUCUUUCAUGUUAGCAACACAGAUGAACUCUCUGGUUGAGGAAGAACGAUUGGCUAGCAACUGUAUUUGCCAGAUUCAACGAUUCAUUGUUAACACUCUGAAAGAUGGAAGGAGAGUGGUUAUUUUGAUGGAAUUACAAGUUUUGAAAUCUGCUGAAAUAGUUGGAAUGAAGAUUGGCAAUCCAUUGCCCUAUAACGAAGGACAGGGGCAGCCACAAGCAGCCCCUUCUCCGGCCACAGCAGCCAGUCCAUCAGUCAGCAAGCCUCAGCAGCAGAAUGGGAGCUCAGGAGCUGGUUCCUCUGUACCCAAGGCUUAUGGUGCCUCAAAGACGUUCGGAAAACCUGGAGGGACCGGCCUGUUACACCCUUCUGGGGGGACACAGUCCAAAGUGGUACCCAUCGUCAGCCUCACUCCAUACCAGUCCAAGUGGACUGUUUGUGCUCGUGUUACCAACAAAAGUCAGAUCCGUACCUGGAGCAAUUCUCGAGGGGAAGGGAAGCUUUUCUCUCUAGAACUAGUGGAUGAAAGUGGUGAAAUCAGAGCUACUGCUUUCAAUGAGCAAGUGGACAAGUUCUUCCCCCUCAUUGAAGUGAACAAGGUGUAUUAUUUCUCAAAAGGCACCCUGAAGAUUGCUAACAAACAGUUCACAGCUGUUAAAAACGACUAUGAGAUGACCUUCAAUAAUGAGACUUCUGUCGUGCCCUGUGAAGAUGAUCAUCAUUUACCUACAGUUCAGUUUGAUUUCACAGGAAUAGGUGAUCUGGAGAACAAGUCUAAAGAUUCACUUAUUGACAUAAUUGGGAUCUGCAAGAGCUAUGAAGAUGCCACUAAAAUCACAGUGAAGUCUAGCAACAGAGAAGUUGCUAAGAGAAAUAUCUAUUUGAUGGACAUGUCAGGGAAAGUGGUGACUGCUACCCUGUGGGGAGAAGAUGCUGACAAAUUUGAUGGUUCUAGACAGCCUGUGAUGGCCAUAAAAGGAGCCAGAGUUUCUGAUUUUGGUGGACGGACCCUUUCUGUACUGUCUUCAAGCACUAUUAUCAUGAAUCCUGACAUCCCUGAGGCCUAUAAGCUUCGUGGAUGGUUUGAUGCAGAAGGACAAGCCUUAGAUGGUGUUUCCAUCUCUGAUCUAAAGAGUGGGGGGCUAGGAGCAAGCAACACCAACUGGAAAACUUUAUACGAGGUGAAAUCAGAGAACCUGGGCCAAGGUGACAAGGCAGACUAUUUCAGCUCUGUGGCAACAGUGGUGUAUCUUCGCAAAGAGAACUGUAUGUACCAGGCCUGCCCAACUCAAGAUUGCAAUAAAAAAGUGAUUGACCAGCAGAAUGGAUUAUACCGCUGUGAAAAGUGUGACCGUGAAUUUCCCAAUUUCAAAUACCGCAUGAUCUUGUCAGCAAAUAUUGCAGAUUUUCAAGAGAAUCAGUGGGUGACUUGUUUCCAGGAAUCUGCUGAAGCUAUCCUUGGACAAAACACUGCUUAUCUUGGGGAACUGAAAGAGAAGAACGAGCAGGCAUUUGAAGAAGUUUUCCAGAAUGCCAACUUUCGAUCUUUCAUGUUCAAAAUCAGGGUCAAACUGGAGACCUACAAUGAUGAGUCGCGAAUUAAGGCCACGGUGAUGGACGUGAAGCCUGUGGACUAUAGAGACUACGGCAGAAGGCUGAUCAUGAACAUCAGAAGAAAUGCAGUGAUGUGAGGAGAGUAGCACUGAUUGGGCAGAAGUUUGAAAUGGAGCUGAAGUGGAGCCGAUUUCUUCCUACCCCAUGCGACAGUCCCACCUCUGCCCCUGUUGCAGAGCCUCGGGGUGGGCUGGCAGUUUCCCCUCUGCGAUCUGUGGUGUAAACCAUCAGAUCUGGAAAUCCACAGCAGGUAGCAGGGCCCCAGUCCCUCCCUCUGUUUUCAGGCUUCUGUCAAUUUUAGUAAGGUUUCAUUAUCAUCAAGCAGAAAUUAUGUCACAAGUAAUUGACCCUAACUCUGCAAACAGUGAAAUAAACUGUCACUCGGGC